This is a messenger RNA of Mollisia scopiformis, 1113 nucleotides long. RefSeq lists its product as uncharacterized. NCBI's taxonomy places the organism in Eukaryota, Fungi, Ascomycota, Leotiomycetes, Helotiales, Mollisiaceae. The transcript is spliced from 2 exons. The record is from RefSeq and is a predicted model, not a curated record. The coding region runs from base 1 to 1113 and encodes 370 amino acids.
AUGGACGCAGGACUUUUACGGCACUACGCAGCGCCUUAUGCUUACAAUUAUCGCGGCAACCUCUAUCGACAAUGGUGGCGCUUCUUGAAUUCAAAAGAUCAGGAGGGGAAUCCGGUUCUCUCUGAUCUCGACAUUCGACGUGUUGCAAGCAAAUACACAACAAAUUGGAAUCCCACAGGCAAAAUCAGAAUUCGAAGUGCAGACCGACAGGCAUUCGUCGACAAUGCUAUAGCCGCCGCGCCAGACGAUAUUCUUGCACACAAGAAAGAUCGACGAGUUGCACUUCCCGAUGGAUCUAAUUGCAAAUACGGCUGUGUUUUCUGCUGGAGAAGAUUCCCCAGAAAAGACAACAGGGAUGCACAUGAGAGAAGCGCAUAUCAAGAAGGUCUAAAUCCGGAAGCUAUCUGCAACCUUCUCCAGGAAACACAUGGUCUUACUGCGUCACCAUGGACCUUGGAGUCCCGCAUAGAAACUUGGAGGCUGCGCCAGAAGGUCGACCUCGGUCCUUACUUCAGCGAGAUCAAAGGUGCAUAUGAGCAAGGUGUAAUUCCAUCGGAGAUUCGAAAGCCCAUAUACAAUAAGUGUAAAGCAAUGAUCAGUGCUAAGGUUUUGAACGAGCACAUGCAGCAGUGGGGACUUCACGUGAGAGCGCCACAAGCAAAGCCGGAAAGGAUCGAGUCCCGGACUGGAGAGGUUGAGAUUGUUCAGGCUACAGCCAUGAGAAAGGAGGUUGUAAAGCUGGGCGUCGAAGAACCCGAUAUUUCACUUUUGAAGACAUUGGUCGAUACGGGGUCCAGCGACUUGCGAAAGCGAAAGUUUGAGGGUCAAGCCGUCAACGCAGUUGCACAGAUAGGAGAGAUUUCAGCUAUCACUUCGGCGGGGGAGAAGAAGGCAUGGUCAGGCGGAAUAUUAUCUUGUACAGACCCGGACGACAUUGAACAAGAUAACGAUGGCGCUUGGGCUGGAUGGACAGGAUUCCCCCCUCGGCUCCAGCAACUCACACCACUCCUGAAUGGAUUGAGGCACGGGCUGAUCUCUUCCGCUAUCAAGAACGGCGCUGGCGUCUAUCUGAAACGACGAAACGAGCAGAACAGCUCAGGUACCACAUUCUGA